CUUCAUUGUCACAACAAGAAGUGAAUAGUCCGUUUAAUACAUCCGCCUGAGGCCGCAGGUGUUGGUGCAGCUGGAGGGGUUAAAUAUCAGGCUAACAUCUUCCAAUCAUGCUGCUAACGUUCCUCUUUGCCGCCGCUUGCGUUUCUCAAGCGGCGGCUCGGUACACCGCGGACUGGACGAGUUUGGACGCCAGACCGCUGCCUUCUUGGUACGACGAGGCCAAGCUGGGGAUUUUUAUCCACUGGGGUGUGUUUUCUGUUCCGGGCUUUGACAGCGAGUGGUUCUGGUGGCACUGGCAGGGCCAACAGCCUCCGGACCAGAAGUGUGUGAGCUACAUGUCCCAGAACUACCCGCCCGGGUUCAGCUACCCGGAGUUUGCGCCUCAGUUUCACGCUCAGUUCUUCAACCCGGAGGAGUGGGCGGACAUAUUCAAGGCCUCUGGUGCAAAGUAUGUGGUCCUGACUGCCAAACACCACGAGGGAUUUACUAACUGGGGGUCUCCCAACUCCUGGAACUGGAAUUCCGUUGAUACUGGUCCUCACAGGGACCUGGUGGGAGACCUGGCAGAGGCAGUGCGCAUCAGGUCACUGCACUAUGGACUCUACAACUCCUUGUAUGAGUGGUUCCACCCUCUCUACCUGAAUGACAAGAAGAAUGGAUUCAAAACACAGGAGUUUGUGAUGCAUAAACUGCUGCCAGAGCUUUAUAACAUGGUUGUCAGGUACAGACCUGAGGUGAUCUGGUCUGAUGGGGACUGGGAAGCACCUGACACGUACUGGAACUCCACCCAGUUCCUGGCCUGGCUCUACAAUGACAGCCCUGUUAAAGAUAUGGUUGUGACCAAUGACAGAUGGGGAGCUGGCUGUGCGUGUAAGCAUGGCGGCUACUAUAACUGUGAAGACAAGUAUACUCCAGGCGAACUGCCCAAGCACAAGUGGGAGAAGUGCACAUCUGUGGACAGGUUUUCCUGGGGUUACCGACGGAACAUGAGGAUGAGUGAAGUAAUGGACUUACCCACCAUCACAGAGGAUCUGGUUCGCACUGUGGCUCUGGGAGGUAACUACCUUCUGAAUGUUGGUCCCACCCCUGAUGGGAUGAUCCCCACUGUGUUUGAGGAGAGGCUCAGGGGUCUUGGAGCCUGGCUACAGAUCAACGGGGAGGCUAUUUACGCUUCUAAGCCCUGGAGGGUCCAGACAGAGAACACCACUGUGCCAGUCUGGUAUACAUCUAAAGGGACCACUGUCUAUGCCAUCAUGACAGCCAAACCCUCCAAGUCCACAGUGCAACUGCUGGAACCCAAAACAUCGAAAACCACCAAGGUGACCUUACUGGGGAAUCCAGAGUCUUUGCCCUGGUCCCCAGUCUACCCCAAUUCUGGCCUUAUUGUCCUUCUGCCUGAGCUGCCCUUUACCCCUGGUCGGGCCUGGACACUGAGACUGGACGGUAUCCAGUGAGCCUUAAACACCUGAAGUUCAACCUCUGCAAAGCUGAAUAUUUAGAAUGUAAUAAACUCAGGUUUUUAAUAUUGAUUGCAGUAUAAGGGGAAACUUGUGCACUGCGAUUGAGGCGACACCGCUUGUGUAAUGGAUUUCUUAUUUUUGCCAAAAUGAAAUGAUGGACGGCUCCUCUUCAGUGAUUCCUUUGUUGCUCUGAGGUUUAAUGUGUCACUGCCUCUAAAUCGUGACUCUUGUUUUUAAUGACUGAAUGAUUCUGAAUGAAAAGAGGAAUCUGCUGCUCAGCUUGUGAAGCUUCCCCCGGCAGCUUCUCAUGUGUCCAACUGCUUUUUCACAAAUGAGUCAUUUUCCAGUGGUUUGUGUAAAAAUGAACAGUUUACCUACAAAGCACUUUUUUAUUUUUAUACUUUUACAGUGGUGGAAUAAAACAUUUCUUGAUUUGUUUGAUGAGCUACAGUUGUAAAAAAUGAAAAACUUUAAGACAUUAAAAUACUGUCAAGAUCCUCUUGAA
Molecule: messenger RNA, 1965 nt
Organism: Toxotes jaculatrix (banded archerfish)
Lineage: Eukaryota; Metazoa; Chordata; Actinopteri; Toxotidae
Product: tissue alpha-L-fucosidase-like
Exons: 8
Coding region: 108-1454 (448 amino acids)
Biological process (GO): fucose metabolic process; glycoside catabolic process
Cellular component (GO): lysosome
Molecular function (GO): alpha-L-fucosidase activity
Source: RefSeq, a predicted model, not a curated record